AUACAUAUAUGAUUCUGUGAUACUUCGGGUGGGGAAUUCCCACAAGCGUAAUAUCCAACAGUCAGCAAUCGAUUUGAAGUUUCCAUUAUCAUCGAUAAUCUUUCAGUCCUUGCUAUUGAUUGUAUGAGUAACAAAAUUAUUGCGAAAAUGGAUUCAUACGUGCGGCCACCGGAUCCUUUGUCUGGAGAUGGGGAUAUGGUUCAAAAUUGGAAUAGAUGGAGAAAAGAUUUUGUUAUAUAUCUGAAAGCGAGUGAUUAUGCAAAAAAGUCUGAGGACAUACAAGCUUACCUCUUGAGAUCUCACAUAGGAAAAGUUGGUCAAGAUGCUAUAGAAAAACUGUUUCCAAAGAACUCAACAGACAGAGAUAGAGUAGAUGUAUUAUUAAAUAAACUUAGUAACUACUUUAAUCCCCCUAAAAAUGAAGUGAUAGAACGAUAUAACUUCUUCACCAGAGUUUGUAAACCACAAGAAUCUAUCGAGGAUUAUAUUGAGGAUUUAAAACAAAAGGCAGCAGCUUGUAACUUCGGAAAUAUGAAAAACAGUUUAAUCAGAGACAAAGUAAUUGCUGGUUUCAAAGAUAAAAAUCUUAGAAAAAAACUUUUUGAAACAACAAACCUUGACUUGCCAAAACUAAUAGCAAUUUACAAUGAACACAAAAUGUCUCUUCCAGAAAACGCUCAAACUCAUAAGAAGGACACUACUAGUGCUAAAACUGUUGAAGCUGUUGCAAGUAGUAGUGGUAAUAAUCAUAAUAAAAAAAAAGUGACCACACAAAAUCAGCAGUCAUACAAUCCGGAACAUAAAAGAAACUGUGGGAGAUGUGACCAGAAGCAUUCUAUGAAAUCUUGUCCUGCUUGGGGAUUUAAAUGUCAGAGAUGUAAUGAACUUCAUCAUUUCACCUUCUGUUGCCGAAAUAAAUUCCAGGUACAAACAAAUACAAAUCUACCAAACUCAAACCAGUAUCAGCAAAACCAAUACCCGCCUCCGCUUGUACAAACUAACAAUGUGCGACCACCAAUUUUCUACAACAUUUCACCACCAGCUUGCUACAACACUCCACCACCUACGGUCCCUAGUGCUCCACCACUACCUCCUGGUCAACCAUUGUAUCCGAAUUUGAACAAAAAUUCGAGUUCACAGUCAUGGUUAUGGGCUGAACAACAAAAUACGAGAUCAAAAGAAAUCUUCCAAGAAAGUGAAACAUCAGAGCAGUCUACAGAUAUUCUACAGAGCACGAAUAGUACAAAACAAUCAAACUCAACUAAUAACAGCGAAAGCACUACUAAUGAAGAGGCUGAGAAUCGCAAUAUG
Messenger RNA from Hylaeus anthracinus, 1311 nucleotides. RefSeq lists its product as uncharacterized. The transcript is spliced from 8 exons. NCBI's taxonomy places the organism in Eukaryota, Metazoa, Arthropoda, Insecta, Hymenoptera, Colletidae. The record is from RefSeq and is a predicted model, not a curated record. The annotation marks the transcript as partial.